This is a messenger RNA of Ustilago hordei, 2346 nucleotides long. RefSeq lists its product as uncharacterized. Lineage: Eukaryota; Fungi; Basidiomycota; Ustilaginomycetes; Ustilaginales; Ustilaginaceae. The transcript has a single exon. Bases 1 to 2346 code for a protein of 781 amino acids. The record is from RefSeq and is a predicted model, not a curated record.
AUGGCUCCACCCGCUUGGGCUGGUGAGUCACAGUCUAGCACAGCCUUUUCAAUGAAUCCUCGCGAUUCGCGUGUCGUCAGCAUCUACGACAAGUAUCUUUACGAUCCUAAGGAUCUCGAAUCAUCCGACCCUCGCCGACGCGAACUUGCUCGCAAAGCCAGUCAACUCAAAUUACAUGGUCGUCCCGCCAAUCACAUGGACGCCAACGGUCUGCGUUCUGUUGGCUCUUCCCACUCACCUCCCGCCCAGCGCAAGAGCAUCGCCUUCUCCCAGAAUGUGAAAGCCUCUGAUGGCCACACUGCUUCAUCCCGCAACGCCGCCAUCGCCGCUGCUCAUAAUCAUCACCACAGUGCUCAACAUCAGAACCAGAGAUCGAGUCGCGCCAGUCUCGCCUCUCACCUGGACGACGGCACUCAUGAUCGCGACUCUGGCGCCUUUGGUCUAGGUCUUGGUAUGCUGGGUGGAAGUGACUCCGAAUCUGACUCCGACACAGACGAUGAACGCUCUAGAAAGCCUAACAACCCGGCUCUCAACAGAUCCAACGAUCGCCGGGACAAAGAUAGGCCCGAAAGCUGGACCGAUCGCGCCAAGGCUGUUGGUCAGCGUCCGCCUGAUAGUGCUUCUCAGAAUCCACCAUCACUUAAGCUUAUGGCACUCAAGUCGGCCAAGCAAGGCGGAGACCAAUCACGAGACGAGAGAAACAGCAGGCUCGCGGUCGAUUCCAACUUCAUCGAUCGUAAUUCGCGUCAUGGCAGCACUAUUGGUUUCAGUGGUCAGCCUGCCGAUGGUCGAACCUCUUCCCAAACUGCCAACAUCGGCGGCAACUCGAAGCGUCUGAGUGCUCGAACCGCUUUGACCAAGCAGCUUGGUCUUGCCAGCCCGAACCCGGAACCAACAGCAUCACAGUUUCGCGCACCCUCGCCCAACCAGCCGAGGGAUUACUUUGACAGUCGCGCUCCCCAAGCUACACAAGGUCCGUCAACAUCAUCAUCAUCGCGCAACGCUGGCCCUCCACCUAUCGAUGUCGGACGAGCUCAGCAACAUGGCUCUGGCGGACAGCAGCCUUUGUCUGCUCCCGCUUCGACCCCCAACAGUGCUACGCCCCUCUGUUCUCCUGGCUACAGUCCCGGUGGCAUGCCAUCACCGGGCCACCCUCACGCACAGGGCUCAAUGCCGCCGAAUGUGCUCCAACGAGGACCACCUUCGCCCUAUGGCCAACGAGGUCCUCCUGGUAAUCCCGCCGGUUCUGGCAGGCCUCAGGGCCCUCUUGGUCCAGGCGGCUAUCAAAGCAACACCAGCCCUACUCACCCUGGUCAGGGUCCCAACGCACCGCAUCCCUCCUCACUACAAGCGGGUUUAGGCGGUCGCAACCCUCCCAACGGCUUUCAGCGAGGUCCCGGCCCGCAAGGCAGAGGUCCGCCUGGACCAAACGGCAACUUUGGUCCCUCCUUCUCCGACACACCACGUCCUUCGAAGCGUCAAUCCAUCUUCCGCAGAUCAUUGGCCAUGUUUGGCGGAGGGCCCCAGGCGGGUCCCCCAGGCAACGGCCAACCUAACCACCCUCAACAACGCUCGCACCUACCACAGAAACGCCAAUCACUCUUCCGACGUAGCAUGGCUAUGCUCACCGGAGGCGGCAGCACCGAUUCCGGUGGCAUGGGCCCCCAAGGCAAUCAGCAAAUGCGAAUGCCUGUACCCGCACCCGCUCAGCCCCGCGCUUCCUCCGCACCACGCGUCCAAGGCCUCCAGGACGACUUUGAAAAGCCUGAUCACCCACGCAAGUCUCAAUUCCUCGGCGCUGGCGGAGAAGGAGCAGAAUGGGACACUCACGGAGAAGGAGCUAAAUUCUGGCGUCGAUUCUCUAUGGCACAGAAAACAGCUGGCACACAUAAGCUCGAAGACGGCAGCAAGGCUUGGAUGGCGAGUAUGGCUAGGGGGAGGAGAAAGCUCAUCGUCAUAGCUGUCAUCGCUCUCGUGUCUCUUGUUGGCGUCAUAGUUGGCGUCAUCGUGUGGAGAGAGAUUGUUUCGCCUUCAGGAUCUAUUUCUGACGAGCCAACUUCGGUUUACAAAGCAAAUCUCGGUGCCAAAGGCUCGGACUCGGCAAGCGCCGCCUCUGCAACAAGCACAAGCAGGGAAGCAAAAGCUACUUCCACUUCUACAGCACCUUCUGGCUAUUACAGCAGAUCGCUUCCUGCCGAUCCUGUCGCUGAGGAUGUUGUAAAGAGACACAUCCGCAGGGCUGUUACGCACGAACUUGGAGCUAAAAAGAUGCGAAAGCGUCACUUUGGAAGAGCUAUCGCUGCUGCAUCACCUCAACAACCAGCCUCGCUGGCUGAUCUGGAUUGA